Messenger RNA from Drosophila miranda, 590 nucleotides. RefSeq lists its product as uncharacterized. Bases 270 to 575 code for a protein of 101 amino acids. The transcript has 3 exons. The record is from RefSeq and is a predicted model, not a curated record. NCBI's taxonomy places the organism in Eukaryota, Metazoa, Arthropoda, Insecta, Diptera, Drosophilidae.
AACAGAUAGCAGCUAAGAUGAGACUUAAAUUGUUCUUUAUUCUGUUGUUGAUUAUUCUAGCAAUGGUUUUAUUAAUGACGAAAGUCAGUGCCAAACGAUGGGCUGAUGGAGUAGAUGGAGUGUGUGCCUAAUCACUUUUUAUAGUGUUAAAUUAUACCAAUAAAGAUGAUGUAGCAAGCUUAGCGAUAGUUGAUUUAAACAAGUAAAUUCAUUAUUUUUGAGAUACCAGCUGAUCUCAAAGCGUAGAGCUCUGAGAUACACUACUCACAAUGCAGGCAGCCGAAACUGAGCCCAAGCGUACCAAGAGUUAUAUUUAUGAGGUAUACCGACUUUUAGAGGAAAAGCCAGGGGUUGAAGAAAUAUUAAUCAUGAAUCGUUCCGGUGUGCCGAUCAAAACGUCAAUGGAACGCCAAGACGCACUUCAACAUGCCUGUCUUUAUGAGAAUUUGCGUGAAAAGUGUCAGGCAUUUCUAUCAAAAAUGGAGCCACCACAGCUCCUGACCAUGUUGCAAGAUAACCGUUUUGACUGUCAGCGUCUGGCGUUUUGUGAGGAUAUGCGCCAUCGAAGUUACUGAGCCAUCACUUGGGAA